This is a messenger RNA of Astyanax mexicanus (Mexican tetra), 2935 nucleotides long. RefSeq names its product transmembrane protein 240a (gene tmem240a). The transcript has 4 exons. Bases 1343 to 1870 code for a protein of 175 amino acids. The record is from RefSeq and is a predicted model, not a curated record. Lineage: Eukaryota; Metazoa; Chordata; Actinopteri; Characiformes; Acestrorhamphidae.
CUGUUAGAUCUGAGCUGGUCUAGUUGGGAGGUUUGUUGUGGAUUCCUAUGGAUCCAGUCUUUUCAGAAGUAGUCAGUGAAGCCCAGAUGAGCGCUCUGCAGCUCUGUUAGUGCUCUGUUAGUGAACAGAGAGAGCAGAGUGAAGGAGGGGAGGCUCCUCCACACGGGCUCGGACUGAAAUGGCGCAAUAUGAACUGCAGCGCGGCCGAGGGGGCGGUUUGGAGGAGCUUCACGAGCCUCGCAUCCUCGCGGACAGCAGAGCUUAUAUAACGAACGGCACGAUUUAUUAAUUGGGAAUAAUUGGCGGUCUCGAGCGGAGGAAGGGAAUUGGACAUAAUCGACACCUCCUUAUCUCUCAGAGGCUGCUUGCUUGCUUGCUUGCUUGCACCCCCAACCCCCCUCAUCACCACCACCACCACCUCCACCACCUACCCACCCCAUAUCUCUCUCUCUCUCUCUCUCUCUCUCUCUUUCUCUCUCUCUCUCUCUCUCUCUCUUCUCUCUCUCUGACACACACACACACACACACACGCACACGAGCAGGUAAAACGCUCCUAGGCAGGCAGGCAGGCGCGAGGAUGAUGAUGAUGGCUACAGUAAGACGCGGCGCUCGCGCGUCAGGAUGCUGGAGGAUGCUGCAGAUGCUCGGAUGCGAGUAAAGGGAGGGACCAUUCUCCCCGGUCCAUCCUCACAAGCCUCACAGCUACAGCCUACAGACAGAGCAAGACAAGAUAUCGAGGAUCUUCUUCUUCUUUUUCUUCUUCUUCUUCUUUUUCCUGGCGCGAGAUAACCACCUCAGCUCGAGAUAACGAGGCAACAGUAGAAAAAAAAACCCUGGACCACCGCACCACCGUAUCGCACCGAUGCCAUCUCACCGGCGCGCAGGAGCCGUACAUUCUUAAGCAGCAUCAGCAUCACCAGCAUCAGCAGCAUCAGCAGCAUCCCUCCCUCCAGCAGAGAUCAUCCUCCAGCCCCCAUCCCCAUCUGUCCCCUGAUCUGGCUCGGACAUUGGUGGUGCGGGCAGCCCACCUAAACCAGCACAGCCACUCCCCCCCCCCCCCCCUCUGGCCUGGCCUGCACAAUCCAGCAGACGCGCUCCUAGAUGGGGAGGGAAGGCCAGUCUCGGGGGCUCUAGGGUGGGCUCUUGGUGAGUGGAGGUAGGGGGUAGGGUUGGGGCAGAAGCAAGAAGAUCCAGGGCCAGGCUGUUCUAGGCUGCCCUCCUUAUGCACCGGCCGCAGCCGUCUCCCAGUCCAGGCGCCUUGAUGAGCUCCUUGUCCCGGGCCACGGCGCUAUAGCUUGGGCAACGCGGGCCAAUCCGGGGGGAGAGGAGCACGAGAGCUUUGAUGCAUAUGAUCACAACCACCAUGAUUUUUAUGAUCCUCGGUGCUUCUGUUGUAAUGGCGAUAGCGUGUCUAAUGGACAUGAACGCACUGCUGGAUCGCUUUCACAACUACAUCCUCCCGCAUCUACGAGGUGAGGACCGUGUCUGCCACUGCAACUGUGGAAGACACCACGUCCAUUAUGUAAUUCCAUAUGACGGGGACCAUUCGCUGGUGGACUCUUCGGAGAACUACUUUGUGAGCGACAGUGUGACCAAGCAGGAGAUGGACCUCAUGCUGGGGCUGUUGCUGGGCUUCUGUAUCAGCUGGCUGCUGCUGUGGCUGGACGGGGCGUUACACUGCGCUGUGAGGGCCUGGAGAGCCAGCCGCUACUACGACACACCGUCCUGGUCCUGGCUUCCUCAGUUCUGUAACCUGCGGGACCUCCGUAGACGUGCACAGUUACGACAGCUGGAGGACUCCAGUGGAAACAUGGUGCAUAUCAAGCAGAAGCUCUACCAUAACGGCCACCCCAGCCCCCGUCACCUUUGACUCUCAACAGCAGUAUCCCCCUUCCCGACUUCCCCAUCACCAAAUGCUGCCUCAGAGACCCUCUUCAACAGUCCCACUACUGUCAGAACCACCUUCUAGACUUUCUACAGCCACUCCACACAGUCCAGAAUUUGAGGAAAGGAAAAAAAGGAAAACUAAGACUAAGAAAGAGGAAAGAAAUCGCGCAACUUUUGUCCACGCACCAUGUUCGUGGGGGAGGUUUGGGGGGGUGGAGGUAAGAGGUUUGGGGGUCUUUUUUUCUGUACAGGCAUUGUCAUUUUUUAAUUGUUCAAUCUAGGCAUGCACUUUUAAAAUGGGGUGGGACGUGCAUAAACAGUGUCUAAAUGGGGCAGUGAGCCUAGGGUGAUUUUCAUUUUCAGUCUCCUUUUGCUUUUUUUUGUUCAUCGGAAUGGAUUUUGGGACACGUGUGGGCGGGGCUGAUGAGCGCAGAGGGUGGGAAAGGGUGUCAUGGUUUUUUGUGAUGGCGUAGUUAAAAGAUGACUGCUUGUGUAAAUAGUUAUACAUAUUGUUUUAUGGGACGUUAAGUCAACACACAGGGUUAGGGGGUCUUUAGAAACGAGCUAUUAUUCGUGUGCCAAGAAAAACGAACAAACACAGAGUGAAUUUAAAAAAAAGUCUGAAAGCAGGAGUGAGACGUGGAUGAAAACGGUUCUCUGUAAAAUAAUGACUGAUCAGCUUUGUUACCUAGUGAAAUCAAUGAAUGUAUGUAAUUUUAUCUGUAAAUAAAGGAGAUGGAGGGAGAGACCAGUUGAUGGGUCAGGGCUCUUUGUGCAGGACUGAGUUUUCCUGAGUUCCAACCAGAGAAAGAGAGAAAUAAAGAGAGAGAGAGCCUUCAGCUCCUGCCUUGUCUUCCCUUCACUGUGUCCAGUAACCCGUCCAGGCCUCCUUUUAAAUAACUCCCCAGUCAAACAAGAGCAAACCAACGUGCCGGCACAGAGAGCCCUGACCCACUUUCCCCUUCCUCUCCAUGUCCAGACAUUGCUGUUGUGAAGAUGAAAUGUCUGUUUUAUUAAAAGUGCCAUUGAAGCACAACAGUGACCCCUA